AUGGCCAUAGCGGCGUCAGCGAGCAAGAUGUACGUGCUCAUGACGCUGCGGUACACGCCGCCACCGCCGGCACCGGCCGGCCCGGCCAACGCCGCCAAGCUCGGCGUGUGCGAGCUCGACGGCUCGGCGUGCACCACGGUCGACGUGGUGGCGCCGAUUGUCUCGCCGGAUACGGCGUGGGGCACGUCGAUGGCGGCGAUGGUGGCUAGCGACGGUACGUUCUUUGGCGCUUUUGUUGCCGGCACCUCGAACGCCAUCUUUACGGUGGUGUGCUCCGACGAGGGAUGCGCAAGCCCAACGGUGACCCAGCACGGCGCGGCGCUGUCGACCGGGACCAACAGCCUCGCGCUCAGCAUCGGGCCGGACGGCGAGAAGCUGGUCUGGUUUGCAGGCGCCAAUGGGGUGCGGCACCUCGACUGCCACGAGCCGGCGUGCUCGACGGCGAUCAUGACUACUAAGAUCAUCUACCCGACGCUCGCGCGUGGGCUGGCUAUUGUGCCGCGCCAAGGCUCUGGCUUUCCGCAGCUCACCUUUCUCACCACCUCGCUCCGGCCAGGGUGCUCGAACGCUAUCGACGGGCUGGCUACCCUUCUCUGCUCCAACGCAACUUGCUCCACCGCGGACAUCUUCACCGUGGCCGACGGGAUCGGCGACUGUGGUGCGAGCGCGCCGGAGGUUGGCGAUGCUGUCGGCAUCGCCAGCAACCCGACCCGGCUGACUUUCUACAACGCCACGAUGGGGACGUACCGCAUUGCCGAGUGCGCGACGGAGCAGUGCCUUGGCGCGCAGCUGUACAUCGUGCCGGCGCCAGCACCGGUGACGCCUGCAGUCGGCAUCGCUACGGUCUCGGGCGCAUCGUCGGCGGUGUUUGUCGACGCGCCGGCCAACGGCGGAAAGGGUUACUCGGUGUGGGAGUGCGCGAGCGCGUCGUGUACCUCGAGCACGCUGCGCGGAAGGACGACGACGGUGGCAGCGCCGGCGAUUGCAGCCUCAUACGCGGUGGCGGCUGCGAGUACGAGUACGACUGCGGUGGCGUACGCUGUCAUCAGCGACAGUGACGUCGCCAUCAACCUCGCCGUGCUCGCGGACACCACGCUCGUGUCAUCGGGGACGAGCACGACUGCCAGCGGAACGUCGGCAACGUCGUCAGGCGCGAGCCCUGCGUCGAGCGGAGCAGUGUGGUGGCAGGUGGCGGCAGCGGUGGGUGGGGCGAUUGCGCUCGCGCACGGACUUGCCUAG
Messenger RNA from Thecamonas trahens ATCC 50062, 1239 nucleotides. RefSeq lists its product as uncharacterized. The record is from RefSeq and is a predicted model, not a curated record. The transcript has a single exon. Lineage: Eukaryota; Apusomonadida; Apusomonadidae. Bases 1 to 1239 code for a protein of 412 amino acids.